CACUGGAGCGUGUUUCCUGACUUCAGCCCCACCUAGCAACGAGGUGCUGGAAACAACAUCCCUCACCCCACUACACAGACAAAGGAAAGAAACGACGUGGGAAAUAUGGUGCAGUGCACAGAAGCAGUUGUGCAUGGGUGCUCUUAACGCAUCCCCGGAGCGAAGAGCGCUCAUUGCGAUCGCUUCGCCCGAGGGUUCAGCACACUCUUUCGACCACUGGGAGCAAGGAAACUACGAAUGAUGCUUUAUAGACGUUUCCCUUCAUUUCGUUUUCCGAUGUGCAAAAUAGAAGGUCUGGUAAAAGGGCGCAGCCUCAGUAUUCUUAGAAAUUAAUUUCUGGAAGAAACAGUGGCAAGAGAUUUUCUUUUUUGAAUUUUAAGCGAAACAUCAAGAUGAAAUUUCCCAUUGAAAAUCCAAGAAAGCAAGUGAACUGGGAUCCUCAACAAGCCGCAGUUCAGUCCAGCUCCUCUGCAAGUGAUGUGAAGCCCAACGGUCCCUCUCCUCGUCCACGGCUGUCCAUAUCAUCUAGGGCUACAGUAGUCGCCAGUAUUGACAGUAGUACUCCCUACCUCCAGACAGUAAUGAAGUGGAAAACAGUGCUGGCCAUUUUCGUGGUGGUGGUGGUAUACCUGGUAAUUGGAGGUCUGGUGUUCAGUGCUCUGGAACAGCCCUUUGAAAGUAGCCAGAAGAAUACGAUUAUACUGGAGAAAUCAGAAUUCCUCCAAAAUCAUAGUUGUGUCACACGUGAGCAACUGGACAAGCUUAUACAGCAUGCCAUUGACGCUGUCAGUGCAGGAGUUAGUCCUAUUGGAGAAACAUCUAACAAUUCAAGCUACUGGGAUCUUGGAAGUGCCUUUUUCUUUGCAGGGACAGUGAUAACCACAAUAGGAUAUGGAAACAUUGCUCCAAGUACCGAAGGAGGCAAAAUAUUCUGCAUUUUAUAUGCCUUGUUUGGAAUACCUCUGUUUGGGUUUCUUUUGGCUGGAAUAGGAGACCAGCUUGGAACAAUAUUUGUGAAAAGCAUAGCAAAGGUAGAAAAGGUAUUAAGGCACAAGCAGAUAAGUCAAACCAAAAUACGAGUGAUUUCCACAAUCCUGUUCAUCCUGGCAGGCUGCAUAGUAUUUGUCACUAUUCCAGCUGUGAUUUUCAAACACAUUGAGAAAUGGACGGCAUUAGAGGCUAUUUAUUUUGUAGUAAUCACCCUAACAACUGUAGGAAUUGGAGAUUAUGUGGCAGGUGGUAACCGAACAAUUCCAUAUAAGGACUGGUACAAGCCACUGGUUUGGUUUUGGAUUCUUGUGGGUCUUGCCUACUUUGCAGCUGUGUUGAGCAUGAUUGGGGACUGGCUGAGAGUCAUAUCCAAGAAGACUAAAGAAGAGGUUGAAGAAAUAAAAGCUCAUGCAGCUGAGUGGAAGGCCAAUGUGAGAGCUGAGUUCAGGGAAACCCGAAGACGACUGAGUGUUGAGAUACACGACAAGCUUCAGAGAGCUGCAACUAUUCGAAGCAUGGAACGCAGGAGACUAGGCUUGGAGCAAAGAGCCCAUUCCCUUGACAUGCUGUCUCCAGAAAAGAGAGCCAUGUUUGCAAGUUUGGACACUAACCGCUUCAAAACAUCCUCGCAAGAGAGCAUUGAUUCCAAACUGAACAACCUGCGCCUCAAGGCAGAGCAGUACGACAAGCAUGAGCAAACUUCAUCAGAUGACAACCUGUUCAACAGGUUUGGCUCCGUGACAAAACUGGCUAAACGAAACAAAAACAAGGAUCUGAAGAAGAACAUUCCAGAAGAUAUUCGGAAAAUCUAUGAUACCUUUGGUUGCAACCCGAUGGAUGCAGAGAAGAAAGAAGAAGAAGGGGAAAAUGAGUGCAACACAAGUCUAUCAAAUUUACCCGAGUACCCAGAAAGCCCCAAGCUGGAAAAUGGAAGUAUACCUAUUCAAACCAAAGAAAAAGAGAGCAAACAAUUACUUGAGGAAAAGGACCAACAGACAAGCCCUUAGAGGGGAUGAUGCAGAAAAGGUUUUUUAACGUCUCAAAAUGUGCCUUAUCCUUCAUACGUAGACUUGGGGUUGACAUUAGUCUACAGCAUACUAAAUAAUUGUUCACUGUGCCCUAAUGACUUAAGUUUCAAUUGCCAAAAAUGAGUUGUUUAACUUGACAUCAAAGCUAUGACAAAUAGUAGCUGCCAAAAUAUUUUAUUAUUUGAUAGCUGUCACAAUAAAUGUUUAGAAGAAGAAAUUUAAAGAGCAUAGCUAUGCCAGCCAUGCAUCUUUGCAACAUAGAGUAGCAAGAACAUAUGACGUGUGUUAAGACUUAUGAUUCCUAUAAGCAUGCCUGCUUUACUAUCAAAAUCCUGACCCUUGAAUUAAUCACUGUUUAAUUGUGGAUUUGUACAGGGAGACAGAAAAAAACCUGGAUAAACAAUUUUACGAACAAUAGAUGAUCAUAAAUACCCGAAGAUUUUGAAAUUAUUUGAAUUUGUGCUGAAAGACGACAAAGACAUCUAUUGGAAACUUCCAUUACAUUGAUUAAAGCAGUAUGAUUCUAGGAACUUAUAACAAAACUAAAACAGAAAAAGGGCAAAAAACAUUGUGCAUGGUCUUUGAAACCUGACUCAUUAAGUAUAUCCAAAAGCUAUCAAUCUUAUGAUUAUGAGAAUAAAAUCUCAGGGCUUUUUGUCCUACUGUUGUGUUUGAAUAUGCUUGUCUGAAACAUGCUGCAUUCACACUGAAUAACUGAGUUUGGCAGAUUGUGGAUAGGCUUUUUUAAAUGUAAAAGGGAUUCCUUCCUUAAACAGUAGUAUGUAAGAGAUAAGCCAUAUAUUUAAAAAGGUGUGUUAAUAUGUUUAAAAGUAUUUCAAUGUGUUUUAUCCUAUUAAAAUGAAACAGUUCUGGAAAACAAAUAAUCAGUGAUGUUACACAGAUAUAGACACAAUGUUCCUUGCUCAAUUUGUUUUACACUUUCUUUAAAAAAAUGAAAAAAGGGACUUUUUAAAAGGUGAAAAGAAGCUGUAUAGCUAAGUUUGAAUUGGAUACGGUAGAAUUUGUUGACUGUCAGACACACCAAGACAUCUAAUUUUAAUUUGGAGAUGGGUUCUUACCUGUUUCUGAGACUGAUUUUAAAACACAUGUGAAAACAACAAUUGUGUGUUUAUGCAUAAAAAAGUACGUGAAGGGUAUAUUAAUUUCAUGGAGUGGAGUGUUUUCAGGUAUCAUGCUUAAUACUUCAUGUCUUGUGUGAUGAGUUUAAUACUUGCAGAGUUUAAAUAACUUAAUAGAUAACACAACGUGUACUUCUAGAAGCAGUUUAGUCUUGCAGCCUCUAAGCGAUAGGUUGAUAUAGCCUUGGAUCAAGCCUUAUAAUACAUAAUCAUUAAACAAUCAAUUUUUUACUUUAUUUUUUAAUAAGUUUUCCCAUUGCCACAAACAUAUGUAGUUAGGGGGGAAAUAAACAGCGGUUUAGAAAGCUAUGGAUACUUGUCAAACAUUCACAUCAUUGUGACCAUCUACAGGACAGUACAACAGAAUUGUUAAUGGAUCUUUAUGUGAUUUUGUUUUUCUUUUAAUCGAGUAGUAGAUAUUACUAUAUAGUGUAUUGUAUCAUUAUCUGGAUAAUCUCUAACUAGUUUAGGAAAAAAGUGCUAUAGGUAAAUUUAUAACAUGCUUCUUAUGGAAAACUUAUGGAAAAGUCAUUAAAAUAAAUAAAACAUUAAUAGGGAUCCCAUGUUAUUUCUGUUUGGAUACACACAUUCUAGCUGGCUGUUAAAUUUGAUAAACCAAGUUAUCAUUAAUGAUUGGUUUUUACUCUGUUAUAAAUUAUCCAUGUGUAGAAACAUUUUAUUUGCAACCACACACAACUCUUGUUCCAGUGGUCAAUAUGUAUUUUUUAUUUGUGCUAUACUAUUACAGAUCAGAUGAACACCACGUAUGUCUUUCAAAGAUCUGUAUAAGAUCCAGCAGUCCUCUAACAUUCAGGCCGAGUUGAGAUUUGGGUAAAAAUAUAAAAAAGUGUAAUGGCAUUAUAAUCAUAUAAUGUUGCUUUUGAAAACAGCUGGUAUCUUGAAAGUAAAACUUUGAGUAUCAGAAUGAAUUGGAACAUGCCUCAACAUAUUUUCACAUAAUUUCCCCACCUGUAAACCUAAGGUUUUAGAAUUGUGCUUUUGUAUACAUUUAUAGACCUUGUGAAACACGCUUAAAUAUUUAAAUGCAUGCAUAGGAAAAAAAUAACUUUAAAAUAAAUAUUAAAGUCCUAAAUGUAAAGUUUUCCAUGAAAAUUAUAGUUUCCCCAAACAGCAUUGUUAGUUGGGUUGAGAAAAAGUGGUUCUGAAGCUGUAAAUACCAUGAAGGUUAUGUAUAUAAUGCAUUAUAAUACAAAGUAAAAGAACUGGACAAACCAAUCUUCAAAUGUGCUCUCUGGGUUACAGUUGGUUUCCGAUAAAAACAUUCCUGUAUUCCAGAAUGUUAAAUUCAUAAUAACAUGAAAUGGUACAUGUGAAAGUUAGCAUUGGAUACAGGGAUCUCAUCCAGCCUCCAGACGUUUUUUAAAGGAUGCUAGGGUAAGAAUUUCAUCAACAUGGCUCGUUAGCAUGUACUACAUACCCAUAGCAAUUUAUAUUAAAUUGUGCCUCUGUUCUUAAAAUGCAUUUCCUGUAGUUCAUUCUUGUGUCCUUUGGAGCAUGGUUCUUCAGUGUUGAAAUCUAUUUAGGCUGCCUUUGACAAAACCUUUAAAUAUUUUGAGUAUUUGAAAGUUUCAGUCAAACUGCCAUAGUAGGACAUUCCUUUAAGCCUGGAAUGUAUCUUGCUGCUCCUCUCUGGACUGAUUUCAGUGAUGAUAUGAGUGACUGAUCUCUUUUGUAAUGUAGCAAACAAAGUGGUACAAAAUAUUUCACUUGGACUUAACAUUAAUCUUAGACUUAAUCUAAUGUACAAGUUUUUUUUAUAUCUAUUCUAUGAUUUGCCUUUUUAUUGUUCACCACAAUGUCUUGAAGAUGAAAGUGAUAUACCACAAUGAACAAAAAAGUCUUUAUCAUAGGAACUUUCUUCAUGCUUAGUGUUUCCCAUCUUAUACUUAUAAUUUAUGUUUCUUCUACCUUCAUGUAACACUUCAAACUUGUUUACAUUAAAUGUCACCUGCCAAGUAUUUACCAUUUUGUUUCUGAAUUUUGUUUUUGUUUCUACAGUUUGCUAAUCCUUAUAGUUUUGCCUAUUUUCCUAAGCACAACACAAUCUUGAGCAUUCAAAAAUCAAGAAGAGCAGUGGUGCUCAUACAGAUGUGUAUGGUACUCCACUAAUCACUUCAAAUUUGAGGAAUCAUCUCAAAUUUGUACACUCUGUUUCCUAUCAAUUAAUCUGUUCUUCAUCCAAACACAUGCAUUUCCAUGAAUGCCUAACUCUAUGUAGGGAGAUUAAUCUUUUAAGAUGAUUGAACAAACACCUUCUAAAAAUCUAAACGUACCUUAUCACACGCUCUGUAUUUAUGUCAUAUGUUUGUGCAAAGACCUCUGUCAGAUACGUGAAAUGACUUAAGUAUUUUGGUUUAGUUAAAAUGAUUUUUUUCUGUGGUCACACAUUGCUUUAUAAGUGUCCAGACUGUGACCUGCAACCACCUGACUAGGAAGUUUUUCCCUGAUGUCGAGAUGUUCAAUAGAGAAAACAUGUGUUUUAUGUAUGUUAUAUGUGUGUGUGUAAAAUAUUUUAUUCUUGAAUGGAAAACAAUGGAAUUACUAGACUAAUUAAUAAUUACACUUAAAAAGUUUAAUUUAAAUUUAUCUUGAAUUUAUUUCACACAGUUAUUUUUUUAUAUUCCUUAUGAUACUAUAUACAAUGCAGAUACUAAGUAAUUAUAAGAUUAAUAUGAAUACUUAAAAUAUAAAAUAAUUAAAAAAUAAUAUGCAUUUCAUUUUUAGUUUAUGUUCAUGUGUGCGUUUCAAUAGUUUUUAAUGGAACAAAUUAAAUUUCAGAAAAUUUCAGAGUGUAAAAGUCAGUAGCUGUUUGCAUAUCCAUUUGACUCAAUAACUGCGUGAGGUCUAUGACCCAGACUCUUUGUGGAAUUAUAUGAUACACUGUGUCAAAACUUUGAGUUCUCCCUUAUGCAUUGUGUGAUCGAAGUCACAUACAGUAUGGUCUCCUCUAUCCAUAAAUCUCUUGAUACCCUCUACUGCCUCAUUUUUGUAUUUCUGAACAAAUUCGAAUCUGUCUUUUCAUUCUAAUUCUGCUGUUUUGGUCUUUAAAGUCGAUUUUGAUAACUUGAGUUUUGUUAAGGUUUUCGUUGACAGCUUUGAUAAUUUAUCUGUUACCAACAUCAACAUUUUUUACCAAAAAUCUGGUUUUGUCUGAUUGGUCAUUUCUUCUUCUUCAGCAUAUUCCAAAUAAUUGAUUUUGGUAUUCCCGGUUUUUAUGCUAGAACUCUGAAUGAGGUUUUAUUUUCUUUAUCUUAUCAUCUUAACAUUGCCUGUUUUUCUUUAACAAUUCUUUGGCUUUUGUUAUGACUUUCAACAAUGGACUCCAAGCACUGAGGUCAAAGCAAAACAAGAAACACUUUACUAGCAAGAGACCUAUGUAAUCUAAUUUUUUUCAAUACUUUUGCUCUUUCGAAAUAAAAAAGAACUAAAUUGACUUUAUUAAAAAUAAAAUACAAAACUUUAGUUUUGUUUACAGUGUAUGGACUUUUUCCUGUUUGGCUCAUUGCCAUUCAUUUUUUAUGCAAUGAAAUAACAGACAGACAGAAAUAAAAGAGGAUGGAUUGUAAUAAAAAAAAGUUGCUUUUGAAGAUCCCAAUGUACUGGCACAUCCAAAAAAAACUGCUUGCUAAAAGAAAACAACUGGAGUUAAAUCAAUUUAUCAAUGUUCUACUAAGAUCUGAUCUGAUUCAGUAUCCACAGUUUUGAAGAGAUUGUAUACAGUAGGUGUCAAUUGUACUGACAGAAUCUUAAAAGUCACAUGAUUUGUUGUGCUGAGGGCUUGGUUAUGUAUCUACAAAUUAAUAAGGAAAAUGUAUUAAUGAUUUUAACUCCCGAGGACAUCCUGACAGCCUGGCCAAAUGGAGGUGGCUAAGCCAAAACGAUGCAACAAGGGCAAAUUGGAAGGUUGCUGAGUUGAAAACACCAGGAGGCAAAGGCUGAAAUCUCUUAUUUAUCUGGUGAAAGAAGUAAUUUAUUGAAUGGAGACUUGUACUCUUCCUGGAUUUUCAUUGCAGGCCUCAUUUAAAGUAAAUACUAUGGUUUUUAACUGUCUAACUGGCAUAUUGUUGCUCCUUUGCUGAUGUCCUUUGCUGGUUUAUAACUAUUAUGUGUUCUUUUUUUUUAGAUUUUCACAUGUGGAAAAAGAAUUAAAAGCCAUACCUAGAUCAAAAGCUCUGAAGUUAUUACAGCUUUUGAACAAUCUGCCAAGCUGUAGUCAUAUAGCCUAUAUAGCUACAUGGCAAAAGCAUAGUGUGAAUGCAGCAAAUAUUGAUUAACAUGUGUUAAAUAUUGGUUAACAAUGCAUAUACAAGACAAAAACAAAAAUACAAAAAAAAAAUAAAGAAAUGGAAAUAUAGCAUGCUAUUCUGCUAAAAUGUUACUAUGGUAUUAAUUGUAUCCACAAGCUAAAAGAGAUCAAGUUUGCCUUGAAAGGUUUUUAAUCAUUAAAGUGGGCCACACACGCUUACUCUUUGUGUUGUUCAAAAUAUUACUUGUGCAACCAUUACAUUUAAAUGUAUUGAGUGCCUUUUGGAAAUAAAUAUGAUAAACGGGAACAUUUAGCAGUGCUUGCAUGUGAUCUAUGACAGUGUCAGUUCUGCAUGAGGCAAUGCCAGUAUACAACUGGCCCAACUCCUUUCAUAUUUAUUGUACUGUGGGACAUGAUCACAUUCACAGUGUUUUUUUUUAGUAACAUGAUAUGCUACAUCUGACUGUUCAUUUUAUCCUGAAUUUUGACCGAUUAAUCUCCUUUAUUUUUAACCAUUUAUUGUGCAACAUGCAAUCUUCUUUCAAAGUGUCUUCUUUUUAAGAAACAGAUGUUAAGUGAAUGUAGUGCUGCCUGGAUGUAUCUUUCUCUGCUGUUUUUUAAAAAUGUACUUUAAGACUUACUGUAAGAGGUAUCUGAGAGUAAGAAAACAAACUUCAGUUUCUUCUGAACUGGGUGUAGAGAUUUAUUUGAUCAACAAAACAUGAGCUUAACAAUUUUAGUGGAAUGUAUAUUUGGAUUUUUUAAGGUGUCUUUUGGUUAAUAAAAAAAACAAGUGUAAAUAUUUUUUA
Lepisosteus oculatus (spotted gar) is the source of this 8233-nucleotide messenger RNA. The record is from RefSeq and is a predicted model, not a curated record. Lineage: Eukaryota; Metazoa; Chordata; Actinopteri; Semionotiformes; Lepisosteidae.